AUGUCUGGUAAGACCAAGGAAGAAUCGUUUCAUUCUUUGGUGGAAGAACAGAGCAAUCAAGUGACUGACAGCACUCUGUCGAUCAAACAAGCACUCCAGCAACUCCUUGAGCUCGUGCCCAAAAGUCCGACGACGUUCGACUCGGCACGCAAUCAUCUUUUGCUGGUCGUAGAUUCUUACAAAGAUCAGAGGGGUCAUGUCCGUGUUCCUUCAGAUUACAAGAAUGACCCUAUGACCCCAAGCUGCGUCUUCAGCCCAGGUAUCUACACCCUUCCUAGUCCUGAUGGAGUGGAAGAAGAAGCUGCCUCGAAUUUGAUUCUGUUCGGGCUCAAAGAAUGGCACAAUUCUCUUGUCGUAAACGACCGGGAAAUCGCUCUCGUGGGCGGAACUUUCAUAAUCAAGGGUGCAUCAUCUCUAGCACAAUUUGAAUCACUCGUGAAAGUUCUUCGUCUGGCAAUCUAUACGCAUCUUUCUCUUUUGCUUGAACAACACUUCCUCUCUGACUGCCACGUCAAAUUACGCUUUCCCCAACCCUCGCACCUGAUUAAACCUUCUCCGCCGAUAGCACCUCCACUCCAAAGUAGCGUGUCAUUUGAUUCAAAGCGCAAGCCGCGCGAUUCCCUCAUACCCUUGCCGCUUUGGAAUUUCUUUUCCAAGAAAGGCUCCGAUCUCCUUCAUCUAGCCACCGCUACUGGGUCUCCGUCCGUGCCACGAGGCAGUUCACUUGAUCUCCCACGGCAGCCCGUCUCACCAUCGUCUCCUAGAUCGUCUGAAGAAUCACCAUACCGGCGUAUCCGUCGAUUUUCGAUUUUCGGCGAGACCCGUCCUCCCCCAGUGCCUGCCAAAGAACGAAGUCCGCUCUCAAAUCAUCCAUUCCAAUCUGCUUUGCAACGCAUUGAGGAGAGCAAGGCACUCUUGUCCACGUCUACUGGCGUGGUCUUUUCUCCUCCGGUGUUACUUGUUGGCCUGGCAGAGAAGGAGAAGCGGCUUCCGACAUUUGGACUCACAGGAGAAGAGCGUACGGCUUUGUCGAGCAUCUUGGGCUGGAAUUGCAAGGAGGUGUGCGGAAAUGGCAUGUCGGGAACCGCCGGGUUCGUUCUUCAGCAAAGCCUCUCCGUGCUAUAUUCUCAGCAUGUCCCUGUGCCUCGUGAGGCCCUUCCGGCCUCAUCCGAGAAAUUGUCAAAUUCUUUGAAGGCGAGCGAUCUCCUGACUCUCACGCCUUGCGGUCCUCGCGCGCGAUGGCAGACGAUUGGAUUUUAUUCGGAAGGUCAAUGUUCGCUCGGGGAGAUGGUAGGCGACGCAUGUAUGCGCGCAGAAGAGAUGUGUGAUCGUCCUGGCUGCGAGUAUGUGCGCGGACACCACAGGCUGCAAUGGAUACACAACGGAGUACGGAUCGUCGCGAAGACAAACCCCAUCCAAAGUAUCGUCAAGGACACGAUUGAGAUGUGGCAAAGUUGUAAUGUGUGUUAUGAGACGACACCGCGAUGUAAGAUGCAAGAUGGAACUUAUUUAUUUUCGUUUGCCAAAUUUCUCGAACUUUUAGUGUAUUCGCCAGCUAUCUGUACUUUGACACCUUCGCUUUGUUCGCAUACCACACCCCCUCCUCAGCCAUGGACCGGUUCGGAUUCUCCUCUGCCGCAAUCCCGUUUGAAUAUCGUCCGUCACUUCGCCUUCCAGUCGCACGCCGUAUCCUUCACGGUUUCUACCAUCAACGAUGUGUUUGAGUUAUGUGUUCCCAGACUACAGAUUACACCAGGCGCGGCCGUCGAAACACCCAAAGACACCGAUGGAGUUGUCAUCGGAGACGAGAAGGAGUACGACGGUGGAGAAGAGAAACGCGUACUUCGCAGGGAAAUCAAAACCUGGUGGCAACGGGUUGCGGACCAUCUGGACGAACUAGAAGUGCAGCUGUCAGGCGAUGAUGCCUCAUCCUACCACAAGUCGCUACCUCGCUUGCCAUCUGCGGACGAGGCGUACGAGUCAACCUCUCCGGCUGCGACCCCGAAAGCAGGUCUCAUCUCUUUGGAACCUACUGCAUCUCCCAAUCUCUCCCCUCAUCUGAGAGAAGAGUCCCAUUCAACCAUAUCAACAAUCCGGCCCUCCCCAUCAGCACGCACCGAUUCAGCCAACUCUGAUUUUGAAGGAUCUAUCAAGACAGUUGAUAUGGUCGAUUCAGUGUCCCUACUAGACAGCAUGCGCCAAACUUUUCAGCGAACGGAACAGGCAUUGUAUUCACAGCUACUACAGACCCCCGUAUCAACCCUCAACGAUGUGCGUCGGUCGUUCUAUUCUGCUGCGGUUGGAGCAAGCAAACGGCUGUCUGCCUGGGAGACCAAACAUCUUCCGAAGGAAUCUAGAGUAACGUUUGCAAACAAGAGACAAGCCAUCCAGGAGCCACAGUGGUGGCAUCACGGCUUCCAUGCCAUCCCCGGCGGCAAGGUUGUUGUGCAAGAAGAAGACUGGGGAAGUAUCAUCGCCUUCACCCUCAGCUCGUUAGACUAUCAGCGCGAACUCACAAGCAUGAAACAUCCUGAUACUUCCAAGGCGUCCGCUCCUCCACCGACACCUUCAAUCCAAUCGAGUGCGGUUUCAACCCCUUCUAUAGCCACCAGCAGCACCUCUUCGUUCAAGUUCUUCUCGUCUGCUCCCAAACCUGAUCCAGACAAAGAGGACAUCGUCUGGCAUGAACCCGAAACGCAUUCUGCAGUCAUCAGUCGGAAGGAACAUCCUCGUGAUCCGACUUUGCUGCUUUCUUUGCGCGAUGUCCUGCGGAACAAGGCUUCGGUAGAUGGACCGUCGGGGCUCACGCCAUCUACCUUCAUGAACCUUGGCUCGACCGCCUCACGGAUGGCUACCGGCGUCGCGCCUCCAUCUGCAUGGGCGAAUCCAGCAGUCGAGCUCAGCCAACAGGCGGCUGAGGGGUACGUGUCCAGUAUGCCAGACGCGGGCGAAACAGCUGGGAGAAUACUGAGCGAUUUGGAUGCGGCGUCACUUGCCUCUAAGGAUGGUAGUGAAUUUGGCAACUCCGGGUUCUUGGAGACUCAUAUUCGAAGGGGAAAAACGUCUUCUAUCUUAUCCGUGGAUAACGCCAAUGGCCUUGGUCCGGAAUCAGGCACCGACCUGGUUCUUUUCCCUCCUCCUCCCCUUCCUCCUAAAGACACCGAUGCGUCGAGCACACACCCGGAUGGCGGACCAACCGCGUGGAGCAAUGAACAGUACCCUCAGUUGGUACCUGGGAGCAUCCUAUCAUGGACAAGCAGCCUCUCCAACGCUAUGCGAUACAUGCUGAAAUCGCCGGAGCCCUCUCGCCCUACAUCCCCUGCUUUCCAAAACCAGCGCGGGUCCACGUCCGCCGACCCUCUAUACAUCGACGAGCGGCCGCACAUCAAGUACGAUUGGACGAUUGGCAAGCGGCUCAAGUUUAGCUGCACCGCAUAUUACGCGAAGCAGUUCGACGCCUUGCGGAGUCGCUGUGGGAUCGGUGAUGUCUUUUUGAAGAGCAUGGCCAAGUGCGAGAACUGGCGGGCCGAGGGCGGGAAGAGCCGGUCGAACUUUUGGAAGACGUCAGAUGACCGGUUCAUCGUGAAGACUUUGGUCAACGCGUGGAAUGUCGCGGACCUGCAGGUUUUGAUUGACCUCGCGCCAUCGUAUUUUCGUCAUAUGGAGUCUACGGCCAGCAAGGCCUCGCUCCUUGCUAAGCUUCUGGGUUUCUAUACCGUGGAGAUUCGAAAUUUAGAAAACGGAACCAUACAGGCGAAGGCAGACCUCUUGGUCAUGGAGAACCUGUUUUGUGAUCAAAAGAUCGCCAAGACGUUCGACCUGAAAGGCAUUCAAGGCCGAAAGGUCAAAGCGAGCUCCGGCGGGUCCAAGAAGACGCUCUUCGAUGGGGAGUGGAUAGAAGGCCAAUCGCGAGCGUUGACCCUCGUUCGUCCACAUUCGAAGGCUAUCCUUCAAGAAGGGAUCAGAUCGGAUUGCGAAUUCCUCGCUAGAAGCAAUAUCAUGGACUACUCCUUGCUCUUAGGUAUAAACGAAGAGAAGGGCCAAAUAUUCUGUGGGCUGGUAGACACCAUCGGCAGCUACACGUUCGCCAAGACGCUAGAAUACAAGGCCAAGCAAGGCUUCAACUCGGGAAGGGAGACGACCGUCAUACCGCCGCACGAAUAUCAGAAGCGAUUCGUGCGCGCGAUGGACGAUUAUUUCAUUGCAUGCCCAGAUAAAUGGACUAAACCCCCGGACAUAAAAGAUCUGCCCAGCGACUACACACAGCUUCCCAGCGUUCUCUAG
Molecule: messenger RNA, 4284 nt
Organism: Heterobasidion irregulare TC 32-1
Lineage: Eukaryota; Fungi; Basidiomycota; Agaricomycetes; Russulales; Bondarzewiaceae
Exons: 9
Coding region: 1-4284 (1427 amino acids)
Biological process (GO): phosphatidylinositol phosphate biosynthetic process
Cellular component (GO): endosome membrane
Molecular function (GO): 1-phosphatidylinositol-3-phosphate 5-kinase activity
Source: RefSeq, a predicted model, not a curated record